Messenger RNA from Meyerozyma guilliermondii ATCC 6260, 867 nucleotides. RefSeq lists its product as uncharacterized. The transcript has a single exon. Bases 1 to 867 code for a protein of 288 amino acids. The record is from RefSeq and is a predicted model, not a curated record. Lineage: Eukaryota; Fungi; Ascomycota; Pichiomycetes; Serinales; Debaryomycetaceae.
AUGGACCAAAUAUUAGAGUGUGGUGAUAUCAGGUCGGCCACAGCCAACUUGCAGUUUUGGUCAAGCUUGUGCCUCAAACAAGUACAAGAAAACUACAACUAUUUACGAGAAAACCAGCUAGGUUUGUUCCACGCAUUGGGAAAGAUCAUCUUUUCCAGUAGCAAAUACAAAGAGCUCGAGGCGGAGGAACUGGAUUUCAAUUCGGUAGAACUGGUUCUCUCAUCAUAUGGCAAUACCAGCCUACUACUACUUGCAUUACUCGAAAACUAUCAUGUUGUGAAUGGACUGAACUACUCUAUCAACUCAGCAUCACUGAUUACGAACGCUUUAAGUGAAAGCGAUUGCAUGCCCAUAUUUGAAGGAAAAGAGUAUGGCAUUCGCAACACUCGAAAUGAGUUGAGGAAAGUCCAGAGUCAGCGAACGUCAAGUAGAGCUCUCAGUCUCCAAUUUCCUCGGCAGUAUAAGAUGACAAGAGCUUAUAACCGAGUGUUCAAGGAGGUACAAGAAUAUCGUGAAGUUGUGUGCCACAUGAAAACGUCGUUUCUGGACUUGAAUAUGAUCGAUGGAUACUUUGUGCCCCGAAUAUAUAAUUCUUUUCGUUACAAACUCAAAAACGAAAGGCGGCCCUUGGAGUAUAAUCGUCUUGGGGGCAAGUUUAAAGAGGUUUAUUCUGAUACUACGGCAUUAGUGGAUGAUAUUGAGUAUAGCGAAACGAUAAAAGAUCAAUUUCGAAAAGAUAUUGAAGAUCGUUCCGGCAACAAGGACUCAGAAUCUGAUAUGAGCGACCCAAUUAGUGAGUCUGACCAGUCGGACGACUUUCUGUCAGACUCUGAUCUCGAUGGACUUAUUUCACAAGGUGUGGUGUAG